AUGAUGAUGAUGAUGAUGAUGAUAAUGAUUUGGAUGAUGAUAAUGAUGAUGAUGAUGAUUUGGAUGAUGAUGAUGAUGAUGAUUUGGAUGAUGAUGAUUUGGAUAAUGAUGAUAAUAAUGAUGAUGUUGAUGAUGAUGAUGAUGAAUUGGAUGAUGAUUAUUAUGAUGAUGAUGCUGAUGAUGAUUUGGAUGACGAAUUUUAUGCUGAUUAUGACGGUUGGGUGAUGAUGAUGAUGAUUUGGUUGAUGACUAUGUUGGAUGAUGAUGAUUUUGAUGAUGAUGAUGAUUUGGAUAAUGAUGAUGAUAAUGAUGAUGAUGUUGAUUUGGAUGAUGAUGAUGCUGAUGAUGUUUUG
This is a messenger RNA of Anisakis simplex (herring worm), 353 nucleotides long. NCBI's taxonomy places the organism in Eukaryota, Metazoa, Nematoda, Chromadorea, Rhabditida, Anisakidae. The record is from the annotation of a GenBank genome assembly.